CAUCGGUAGAUUAUGGUGUCUUGUAAUUUUAAUAUCUGUCAAAAUUUGUCAUUCCUGUGUGAUUCCUGCCCUGUCUUCAAAUUUUUUAAAAAUCAAAUAUUGAUUGGAAUUUUGAUUUAAUUUCUCAAACAGUGAAUAGUUUUCUAAUGAGUUUAGGACUAACACCAACAGAAAAUACCAAAUAAUGAUUAAUUGAGGUUAAAAUCCAAUCUUUCAGCUACAAUGGGUAAAUUAAGUGCUUUUCUUUUGAUAUGCUUUAUCUUUACAUUCGGGUAUGGUAUCGGCUUGAUCAAUUUUAUAACAGACUUUGAAGAUAAGUGUGAAAUGACCUACAUCUAUGAAUAUCCUCAGUUUGUUCGAGUAUCACAUCAUUUGGAUGAGAAAUUCCCAAAAUAUGCCUUAUUUGCCUACAGCGAAGGGAGGUUCACAUCAGAGGUUCGCAAUAUGCACUUCACUGGGAUACCUGUUUUGUUUAUACCAGGAAACGCUGGAUCUCAUAAGCAAGUGAGAUCCCUGUCAUCAAUUGCUCUAAGAAAAAUGUUGAGCAAUGGAAUCCCAUACCAUUUUGACUAUUUUACAUUGGAUUUGAAUGGUGAAUUAAGUGGGGUUUAUGGCCCACUACUAUUUGACCAACUGGAAUAUGUUAAUAGCUCGUUAUACAGAAUCUUAGACCUGUACAAAGGAAAUGAUAACAAGCCUGAAUCUGUGGUUCUCAUAGGACACUCCAUGGGUGGAGUUAUAGCUGUAAAAUUAGCCUGUCAAAUAUCGAAUCCAUCAUUGAUCUCAGUACUGAUAACUUUGGCUAGUCCUCUUAGCAGGCCUCCAAUUUUCCUGGACUACCACACUAAGAAAUUUUAUGAUGAAGGCCUAAUCGCGCCUGAGGAGACUAGUUUGAUUAGUUUGUCAGGAGGCUAUAAUGAUUUUUUGAUACCAUCAUUUCUGAACAAUCUGAAGAGCAGCAAAUCACUAUAUGCAGUAACAACAACCAUUCCUCGUGCCUGGGUAGAGGCAAACCACGUGCAAAUCUUAUGGUGUAAACAAGUUGUUCUCACUAUCACCAGAGCAUUGUUUGACAUUGUGUCUGUUAAAAAGAAACAAAUAUCAAAUAGUACGACAUAUCGCGAUAAAGUCUUCCACCAUCAUCUUAUUGAUAAUAGUGGUAUCAAUAUAAGGUACUGGAACAGUUACGAAGCCCUGGUUCAUAUAAACCACAAGGGCCAAUGGAUAGAAAAUAUCCAGAAACAGUACUCUGUAAAGCAUCUCCAGGGUGUUCGUGAGGCCCACUGGUAUAUGGUUAAAAUGAAUAGUCUUCCUGGUUAUGAAAUGGUUUCUGUUUUGGCUAUAAAUCUGGAAACUGUUGAUUGGGUAUUUGUAUGUAAUGCAUAUGUUCCAAAAGGACCAUCCAAAGUGUGUGUGGAGGGGUAUCAUCUGACUCAGUACUCACAUAUGGCACCAUCUGUAAAAUAUAAAAGAAGAUAUUUACAAAUGAAUAUGUAUGAACUGAGAAGAAAUUACUCUGAAGCAACACAUAUAGUAUUUAGGGUAUUGCCAACAAAUGAACCAAUAAUUUUUCACGUAGAUACUUAUGACAACAACGAACGAAACAUAUCGGUAGAAUUGCCUAAAUGGUGGUCAUUUGAGAAUAGGGUGAUCAUCCAUAAUACUGCAGAGAACGCGGUUCACUACAAUCUCAUUCUACCUCAAUUAGAACACAUUAUACAAUAUUACCAGCUCUACAUACAUCCAACAUAUUGUAGUAAAGAUUAUCACCACGCAUCUGCAAGUUUAAUUGUCCCAUGGAGUCACGAGACAUAUCAUUCCUAUGUCACGAAUGUAGACAAAAAACCUGCAAAUAUAAGACUGUACAGUUCAAAACCUGCGUAUGCUAAAGACUUAUCAGCAUACAUCAGAAUCAUACUGGAACCAUCUUGUUCAUAUAGAAUAAGCAUUCGGCCAUCUAUUAGUGGCAGUCUCGGUCAAUUAGCUAGGGUUUACUCACCUCUUUUACUUACCAACGUAGCUGUGAUAAUUUUAAUGUCGCUGAGACACCAACUAAGAUGUCUUGAAAACAACGUCCAUUGUUCGAUAUUAUUUGUUGCUCUCGAAGAAGGAGCCAAGCCUUAUUUUGUAUUGACAAUAACUAAAAUGCUGUUGCAAGUUAGCAAAAUGCUGCUGCCCAGUUAUGCUCCGCAGCCAGACAUGUUCUAUUUAAUAAAUGAAGGAACAGACUUCUUUUGGUUGCCCCUGGUUCUGUAUUUGUGCAGUGUAGGCAUUGUUUUCCUGAUGGGAAUUGGUCUCGCAGUCUCACUUGUAGCUUUGGAGUCUACUGUCCACAAAAGUGCAUUGAAGUUAUUAGCUCGUAGCAUUAGCUUUAAUGUAAGCUGGUCAGAUUAUUUGAUGACAGGUCUACACAAAGUGCCUUUGAUUGUCGUUGUGACACUGAUUUUAUUGUGUUUAUCUACCUGUGGAAGUCUUGCACUAUGUCUUGGGUGUUUGUUUUAUUUUUUAAGGUUGACGCAGAUGUCACAAGAUUACGUGGAAGAAGUUGUGUGGCAUUUUGCUAAAAAUAUUGCCAGACAAAUUAAAAACAAACUGUUUAGACAGAAAGAGAAUGCCUGUGAUGGUGCGAUUAAAACGCCUUUAAGAAUAACAGAUCCUAAUGUAGAUGAAGACAAACAAGAAAAUGACAAGCAACUUUCCAUUCAACAAAGUGUAGAACAAUCUGUGAAAACUGAAGCAACAAAAGUGUCUGAAACCGUUAACAAAAAUACUGAAACUGAUGAUGAGCAUAAUACUGUAGAAAAAGAUGAGGCAGAACAAGCUGCAGAAAACAAUAUUGAGAACAAAAAUAAAAGUGAUAAUGAUGAAGAAGUAUCUGAAACUGAAUGUAACAAGGAUGACUUUAUUGUAGAUCAUGGAGAGUCAUGUAAUAAAGAAAAAUUCUCGGAUAGAGAUAAACAAGUCGUAUUGAAAAAUGAGGAGGAUCUACAGGUAGCAGUUGGAGGUACAAAAGACACAGAAAAUGACAAUGACAGAAAUAGAAACAAAGAGAAAGAAGGAAAGCUCUUAGCAGGUUAUAGUGCCAUAUUUUUUCAUUCUACUAUAUUUUUGUUGUGGCUUAUUAUAGCUCUUAUUAAUAUACCUGCCGUGAUGACAUGGGCUCGAAACUUUCAGUUCAAUAAAACUUUAACACCUGACGAUUCUUUCAUCCCAGGGAUUGUUUUAAGUGCAUGCGCAUUUCCUUUAUGGCAGUUUGAACUACCAAACUCUAACAGGUCGCUGAUAGCGAAUGUGCUAUCCAUUUUUCAAAGACCAAAAUGGCGGAUUUCAUAUGGUGUACUUUUUUGCAAAACAAUGUUUUGAUUUAGCUCAAAUUGUAGUUUUAUAUGUUUUCAAGUUAUAAUUUAUGUAUUAUUGCAAAGACAAUAACCAAAUUCACCGCCGCUCUCGUUUACACCAAUUAGGUUGUUUCUCCAUCGUCAUACCAAAUUAAUUAAAUUCUAAUUCUUCUGCACGGGAAAAUGUUUCCUGGAGCUGAUAUGCUUGUAUUUGUACAACUAGGUACAGUGCACUGUUUUUAAGUCGAAUGUCUGACACAUUUUUCCCAUUUUUACGGUAAAUCGUAAGCACAGGGCAGUACAACGUUUGUAAAUAGCGCGCAGUAGGCUCAUCGCUUUGUAAAAAAUAUGUACAGUGCUAUAAUCGUUUUAAAUGGGCUUAAAAAUAUAGGAACUUCCUCAUUUAAAGUCUUGCUACAAUAUUAACUGCUGAUAGUAGUAUGUAAAAUUUUGUUACUAUAUUUUAGGAAAUGGUUGGAUAAGUUACAAUUAUUUCUGUUGGCUGUAGCAGUAAUAAGCUUGCUGUUUGCCACUAUAUCAGUCUACAGGCUUAAUUACUUAUUGACAGCUACUAUUGCUGUGAUUACUCUUCAGCAGUUGUUGGCCCCAAAAAUAGAAACAUCAGAUAAUGAUGGAAACGAAGAAGAUACUCAUCGAACAAAAUAUGAAAGUGUUAAGGCCAAAUUAGAAUAACUUUGAAACUGUUCGUGGUAUGCUAAAUCGGAAGUUUCAAGCUAGCUCAUUCCGUUUUCUUGGUUCAAUAAAUCGUAUAGACGGAAUGCAUCUUUCUCUUAAUCAAUUUUUAUAUCAAUAACUUAUAAAACAUUGUUUACGAUUAUGCUGAUGUCAAGUUUUUGAGUUAUUGAUUGAUUAGCUUCGUUCUACAUGCCACACUAGAAAAAAAAGAAACUAUUUCACGAGUAUCCAUCACGGUAGAAUUAAUGACAACUGAUUAUCUAGUAAUAUCUCAAAAUUGCCCAUAUCGGCACAGGAUACAACAUUCCUACAAACAAAUUUUACUAGAUUUACAUCCCAUUGAUUAUUGCCAACGUCGCAGACUAACACAAAAAUGUCACUUGCCGAUCAGCUGUUCACCUCAGUAGACGUCAAACCGUGAUGGAAACUCGUGAAAUAAGAUAUACAGGUAUAUAGUCGUUUGUUAAACGACACUCAUAUCUUAUACAUUUAUAAUGCCAUACAGCUUUAAACAGUCAUCUUAACUUUAUGAGAUUGCCAAUCUGAUUCAGCUCGAUUUGAAGUUAGUCAAAACAUAUAAGAGAGUGCAUUCCUUGUCUAUAUUAACGUUAAUGAAAUGCUGCUGAUAUGAGGUAUUCAACAAAUGUUUGCUUUAAAAGUGUAUAAUUUUGCUUAAAAUAGUUUUAGUAUAUAUAGAUACAUCACUAUAAGCCUGUUUCCCAUGUUCAAAAUAAGUGUAGUUUGUACCUAUAUGGGUUUUUCACUUAAGGAGUGAAGACGUAUUUAACAAAUACGAUUUGUGAUAUAGUUUUUAGUUAUGUUUUGAAGUUGAAAAUAUAGUUGAGGAAGGCUUAAAAAAUUCUAACAGUAUCCUUUUGUAUAAGAAUUAUUAUAUUGUUCUUG
Molecule: messenger RNA, 4937 nt
Organism: Acanthoscelides obtectus
Lineage: Eukaryota; Metazoa; Arthropoda; Insecta; Coleoptera; Chrysomelidae
Source: the annotation of a GenBank genome assembly